Messenger RNA from Salvia miltiorrhiza (redroot sage), 1076 nucleotides. Its product is annotated as patellin-1-like. Gene Ontology annotation, molecular function: lipid binding. The coding region runs from base 123 to 1061 and encodes 312 amino acids. NCBI's taxonomy places the organism in Eukaryota, Viridiplantae, Streptophyta, Magnoliopsida, Lamiales, Lamiaceae. The record is from RefSeq and is a predicted model, not a curated record. The transcript has a single exon.
UCUCUCUCUCUCUCUCUCUCUUUCAUUGUCACUCUUUUUGCUGCGCAUUGCAAUAGCAAAACAUUUUCUAUAGUUUGCUUUCAUUUCAACGUCCAAGAAAAUCUUCCAUUUGUUUUUGUGUCAUGGCUGAGGAAACAAAGAAGACAGCUGCCGAAGAGGCCGUGGUGUGCGACGUGCCGGUGGCGGAGGAAACAAAAACGACAGCUGCCGAAGCAGCCGAAGAGGUCGUGGUUUGCGACGUGUCGGUGGCGGAGGAGCCCGUCGUGGAGAAGGAGAAAGAAUGCGAGGAGGAAAGCAAGGUUGCGGAAUCCGUUUCGUUCAAGGAGGAGAGCAACAAAGUUGAUGACCUCAUCGAUCCGCAGAAGAAAGCUUUGGAUGAGUUCAAACAAUUGAUUCAGGAGGCCCUCAACAAACACGACUUCACCGCCCCGCCACCUCCCUCCGCCGCCAAGGAGGAGGUGAAGAAGGAAGAGCCCAAACCUCAGACGGAGGAGGAGGAGAAGACUGAAGAGCCCAAACCUCAGGCGGAGGAGGAGAAGAAGGAAGAAUUAGAGAAAACAGAAACUUGUGAAGAAAAGGAAACACCGACGCCGUGUGCGGAGCCAUCAGAAGCUGCUGAAGAAAUCAAGGAAACCAUAGUUCAAGAAGUCAAGGCCGAGGAAGCUCCACCGCCGGCGCCGGAGGAGGUCUCAAUCUGGGGGGUCCCACUUCUCGCCGACGAGAGGAGCGACGCCAUCCUCCUCAAAUUCCUCCGCGCUCGCGAUUUCAAGGUGAAGGAAGCCUUGGCGAUGCUGAAAAACGUGGUGGCGUGGAGGAAGGAAUUCAAGAUCGAAGAGCUGUUGGCGGAGGAAGGACUCGGAGAAGGGCUGGAGAAAGUCGUGUACGUGAAUGGAGCCGAUAAGGAAGGCCACCCAAUUUGUUACAACGCCUUCGGAGAGUUUCAGGACAAGGAGCUGUACAGCAACACAUUCCCGUACUCCACCAGCAGCUUCGCCACGCCGGGCCUCACGUACCCGGCGGCCAUGUGGAGCACCGUCAGGCCGCCGCUGACGUCCCUGUAGUUGAUGUCGGCCCCC